Oppia nitens is the source of this 1554-nucleotide messenger RNA. RefSeq names its product regulator of G-protein signaling 17-like (gene Dhit). The coding region runs from base 763 to 1521 and encodes 252 amino acids. NCBI's taxonomy places the organism in Eukaryota, Metazoa, Arthropoda, Arachnida, Sarcoptiformes, Oppiidae. The transcript is spliced from 5 exons. The record is from RefSeq and is a predicted model, not a curated record.
AAAGGCAAGUGUUGUUAUAAUAGAAGUGUUUGUCAAUAGAGUUGUGAUUAUAUUGAUUGCAACAUAAGUUUUGGGGUCCGACUUGACUCCAGACGUAUCUAUGAUUUUUGUUUUAAUAGGAGAAGCGCUGAUCAGCUUUACGACUGUUCACAACAAAUAUAUAUACGAAUCGAUGGGCAAAAUGGAUGUCUUUAUGGUUAGUGGAUGUGCUGAUGACAUGACGACGACUGGAUGUUCAUCACUACAUCGGGCGAUGCGUGUUGUUGUUGUGAUGAUGGACAGGGAUGCGAUGACCGGACUGGCCUCACACUUAGUCGUCGGGCGCCUACAUUUCUAACUACAUGUGCGACAAACAAACAAUUAAAAAGAUGAUUACAUUUAAAAUCAAACGAUGUAUUGAUUUGUUUUUUUCUCUCUUUCUCUGUGUUGUUAUCUCUCUCUAUCUCAAUGUGUUAAUUAGUAUCGAAAAAUAACUAAAUGAUAACUUAAAAUGCAAUCAUAAUCUAGUCAUUGACAACAAUCAUAUAUAAUAUGUGUGUUGAAGACAACAAUAAUUAAUUAAAUAGUCAAUGAAUUGGUUUUUUAAAAGUCAAAACAGUGUAGUAUUUAUUUUUUUCUGUGCCAUACAUACUCUUAUAAAAUAAGAUUUGAAAAUUAAUUUUUCUCAAUAAUAAUAAUAAUAAAUAAAAUAAAAUAAGUUGUGUUAAAAACUAAUAAAGCGUUGGCCGACAAGUGGUGGACCAGUUGAAUGGCAAGCAAGCAAUGACUGGCGACAAGAUUGAGGUCCAGAUAGAGAGCUCAUCCAAUGUUAGCCAAAGCGAUGCUCCGGCCAGUGAUAACAGUGUCUAUAGUGUACACCAAUCGCAACAACAGUCGCCCCAACAGACACUGCAGACCAGCCAACAGCAGAUGAAUGGCAACAACAACGAUAGGGCCAACAAUCAGACAAACAACCAAAACAAGUCGUGUUGUUUUUGCUGGUGCUGUUGCUGUUCCUGCUCAUGUUUAUCGGUUAAAAAUCAUAACAAAUCAAAGGAGAAUAAAUCACUGCAAAUGUCAUCAAUUGAGCACUAUUUCAAUGGCGAUUCCGAUCCUCCACCCACAUUAGAUGAUAUGCGUUGUUGGGGUGAAUCAUUUGAUAAGCUUAUGAAAUGUUCAGCCGGCCGUAAAGUAUUUCGUGAUUUCCUAAAAUGUGAAUACAGUGAAGAAAAUAUAUUAUUUUGGUUGGCCUGUGAGGACCUCAAGAAGGAAUCCAAUCCAGAAGUUAUCGAAGAAAAAGCACGCCUUAUAUAUGAAGACUAUAUAUCUAUAUUAUCGCCCAAAGAAGUAAGUUUAGAUUCACGGGUUAGGGAGAUAAUCAAUAAAAAUAUGGUUGAACCAAGUCCUCACACAUUUGACGAGGCACAGCUCCAGAUCUAUACAUUGAUGCACCGGGACUCUUACCCGCGUUUCAUAAACUCUCAAACAUACCGAAAAUUAGCACAAUUACCUUCCCCGACACGUAAGGGAAGUGCGGCCUAAAAAUAUAAUAAUAAUAGUAAUUUUGGGAUAGGA